Messenger RNA from Anopheles bellator, 5832 nucleotides. RefSeq names its product mucin-17 (gene Sap130). Lineage: Eukaryota; Metazoa; Arthropoda; Insecta; Diptera; Culicidae. Gene Ontology annotation, cellular component: Sin3-type complex. The record is from RefSeq and is a predicted model, not a curated record. Gene Ontology annotation, biological process: negative regulation of transcription by RNA polymerase II. The transcript has 7 exons. Bases 1 to 4890 code for a protein of 1629 amino acids.
AUGAGUGCACCGGUGGACGGUACCGGUGGUGGUGGUAUUGGGGACAAAUCGUCCUCCUCUUCGUCCUCGGUCAGCGGUGGAGGUGGCAAACCGGUGUCAUCCGCGGUGGCGGCGGCGGCCACCACGACGAUACCGAUCGAUUUGGCCUCGGCAUCCAAAGUUUUGGUGCGCACCGAUAAAACAACGAUGCCCACAACGACUUACAGAAUCGGUUCCGCACCCGGCAACCAGAUGCGUGUGGUCAUUCCGAGCAGUGCAGCGCAGCAGACGUACUACCGGCAGCCGGCAAACAUUAAGCAAGUUUUACGAUCCACCGCCACCUCUCCAGAUACGACGACAAAUCGGACACAGAUCAGUGCCCUGUCGGCGGCCCGUACCGUGGUAACGCAGACCGCUUCGCUGACCGUGUCCCGGGCACAAACGACCACACCGACCACCGUUUCGUAUCACGUCUCGAACCGUUGCGUGCCGGCCACACCGAUCGUGACGGCGAACCUGCCCCCGGGAGCGGUCCGGGCGACGACCAUCAACGGGCCGAUCCGUAUCUCAACCCCACCGAUUCAGGUGGCCACCAACAGUAACACUAGCGGCGGAAACACGGGCAACAGUGCCGGUGUCGUCAGCACCGGCGGCAGCACGACCUACGUCCGGAUGCCGCCGAAUGUGUUGCCGGCACGCAGUAGUGCGCAGGCGGCGGCAGCAACCACGGCCACCAUUAUCUCGCAAAGCAACCACAACAACAGCACGACGACGACGCUCGUGCCAAACUUUCAAAUGUCCGCCCAGCUGAUACGAGCCACCGGAGCAGGCGCGGUGGCCGUGACGGGCGGAGGGGCUGCAGGCGUUGGCGGAGGCGUGCCGAGGGCACGUGUUGUGACGCAAACCACCAUACCCACCAACCACCAUCCGGUGGUGGUGGCCAGCGGAGGAACCGCGACCCCGUUGGCCGUGGUAAACAGUUCGACACCAACCGUCGGAAGCGCACAGGGUGCGGUGGUCGGAAGCGGAGGACAGCAGACGGGUGUGGCCGUGAGCAACACGUCGCCCCAAGCCUUUGUCGCCACCCUGUCCACCGUCCUGCAGGCACCGCGUCAAGUGUCGACCCUCGUGUACACCAACAACAGUGCCACACAGCAGUACACGAUCGGUCCGAAUCAGCAGCAGCAGCACCGGUUGGCACUGGCCACCACCACGCUAUCGCCACAGCGACCUACCACGCUGGGGGGAGGGAGCGUGGGGUUGAGCACCCCCGGUACUGGAGGCAUCCGUCCGACGAUACAACGCCUUCCGACGGCCGGAAUUCGCGUGAGUAACUUCCGACCACCGGGGCUCGCUUCAACCACCGUCCUAACGACGAUCGCCUCCGGUGUUCCUGGCGUUUCCGGAACGGUAACUAAUUCCUCCCAGUCCACCGGACAACAGCUGCAACAGCAACGGACGGUGGCCACCGGGACCGUCGUGGCUCCGAACAUUUCGAACGCCAUUCCGGCGCGCAUCAUUCAGGUGCAAAAUCCCGCCAGUGGAACGGCCGGAACGGCGCAGAUAGUUAACGGACGGAUACAGACCAAUCUGCUCAACAUUCAGCCCCUGAUUGUGAGCAGCCAGAAUCGCCUAGCUGGCACUGGACCAGCGGGAACUACGGGAGGUUUGCAGCCGGCAGCGGGGCUCACGAUUGCACAGGUAGGCAAGCUAACCCAGGUGGCCGCUGGUACGGGAAAUGAACCGAUAACGACGUCGGCGGCCACGGCCACACUGCAGACGGCUUCCGGACAACAGAUAGUCGUCAGUACUACCGGACCUGGUGGAGGGGCAUCGCCUGCGGCCACGUUAAUAGCGGGCAAUCUGAUCGCUACCGGAAGUGGAGGCGCGACGCAUCAUGGAGGACAAAUUACGCACCAAAUUGUAGGGAUGAACGCACCGACCGUGGUUUCGGUGGCCACGGGUGCGGGAGCUGCCGGUGCGGGUGUUGUUGGUGGUGCCGGUACUGGAACGGCUACGACGGUCAUUCCGAUCCCGCUCGCCCUGACCGGUGCCCGUCAAGCGGCCGUAAGUGCGACCAGUGGUCAUAGUCCACUCAGUAUCGUGACGGGACCCACGGGCGGUACAUCGUUGGGCGGGAUCGUGCGAACCGGUGGCACAUCCGGUGUUGUAGGUACCGGAACGGCCACUUCGAUUGCGUCCGUCCUACCCAUAGCAAAGGUGACGCCUCAACAGCAACCCCUCGUGACGAGCUUAGUGGAAACGAAUGCCCCGAACACGGCGGCGGCGCUCCAUUACUCGGUGGCCAGUGGUGUGGUCGGAGCUGGGCCAUCACUGUACAUCCAAACGCGGCCAGGUGUGGCAUCGGGUGGUGCAGUGGCGGUAGCCACGAGCGGUAGUGUCGGAGUGCCGAAGGGCGCCACUGGAGCGACCCUCAGUGUAGUGUCAUCAACGGGAACGGGCGUGGGAGGCGGUGCUGGAGGUGGCACUUCCGGUGCGGGCGCUUCGGCCACAACUUUCCUGCCCACGUCCACCUUCUACUACGAACGGUUAACUUCUUCGCCGGCCGCUGGCUCUGUCUCGAUUGCGGCGGCCACAAGCGUCGGUGGCACUUCCGGCUCGGCGGUAACGCUCUCCUCUUCGACGGCCAUCACCACGACGAGUGCCAUCAGUGGGCCAGUGUUUUCGAUCUCUUCCUCCUCGAGCGUGAUCAGCAGCAGUGCCAGCAGCAACAGCAAUAGCGUCAGUUCCGCCAUCCAAAGCCAAUCCGGUGGCGCCCACCAUUCGGUUGUGUCGUCGCUGACGAGCUACGGAGCUUCCGGUUCGUUCGCCAUCGUCCAAGCUGCGGCCGGAGGUGGCCAGGGUGGAAGAGCUACACUGACGAGUGGACCGAUCCAUGGCCUCGUACCGGCAUCGCUGGCCAGUGCUGGUGGUGCAGGUGGAAACGUCGUCAGUACGACCGUAGCCGGAAGCAUCGUUUCGGUUUCCCGGGACCCUUCGGCAGCGGUUGUGGUUGGUGGGAGUGGUGGUGGCGGCGGCGGCGCUGGUGGAAACACCGGUGGCACUACCACGACACAGAUCGUUCCGAUUCGCUUCCACCCUCAGCUGCUGGUCGACGCUAGUGGUCAUCACCAGGCGCAGCAGAUCAUUGUCUCGAGUUCCGCUGGUGGUGGUUCGGGUGGAGGAAGCACCGCCACGAAUAUUGUCCCGUUGAUACCGGUGAACGCCACGGCGAUCAACGUUACCAGCACAAGCACCGGCGCUGGCAGCAAGCAGCAUCAGGUGGAAUCGCCCCAAUCGAGCAUUCUUCGCAAGCGGGCCCUCGAGGGGACACUGAAGACGCUGGCCACACCGGCCGCGGGUAGAGAUCUCACGCAGGCACUGAUGGCAGUGGAGAAGCAGCAGCAGCAACAGGAGCUCACUCUUCAACUGUUGCAACAACAUUCAGCACUACAACACCAACCGAUGGAGCUGCGUGGCGAGCUGAUCGGUUCUCCGAUGUCGCCCUCGAGGCCACCGUCCAGCGAUGGUUCCACCACGGUCAGUGCAACGUCCACCCCGGGGCUGGACGAUCAGGAGGAUAGCGAAAUGCGACCGAUACCGUAUCGCAAUAGUCACGGGGGCACAUCGACGGCUAUUGUUCUCGACGGAGGACACUUCAAACCGGUCCAGGAAGAACUGCACCACUUCCAGCAGCAGCAUCUUCCUCGGGAACUAGUGGCUCAUCAUCACCAUCAUCAUGGGGAGGGCUUCGUGGCAACACAGGGCGGUGCCAGCAGUGGGCAAACGGUCACUCAGAUUGUCAACCACCAUAUGGCCGUAGUUGGCAGCAGUAGCAGUGCCGCUGGAAAUGGUAGCAGCUACGAGCAAUCAUCGGCACGGAAGAAGGCGCGCAAACAGCUGCUUCAGCCAAUGAGCGACACUAGCACGGUUGGUGCCGGCAGUUCUUUGAUGAAAUCGAGUUCCUCUUCGUCGUCUUCCUCUUCCUCGGCCACCACCACGGCCACAGGACAAACGUCCUCGCAGCAACAGCAACAAGUGUUUAUGGCACAAGAUCACGUCGAUGGCGGUGGUGUUACGAUCGGCGGAGAUGGCACAUCGUACGCCAUGAGUACGGCUGGGCCAGGAAUCGUCAUACUUACCACCGGCGGUGCACAGCAUCACCUGGCCACCGGAGGUAGUCAUAAGCAUAAUAGUGUGUCCGGAGCGGUACCGAAGCCGAUUAGUGGUGCCGGUAGUAGUAAUAACAGCAGUCUCCAUAACAACGUUAAACUAGAACCACCGACCGCGGCGAGUGGCCAACAACACCAGCAGCAGCAAGAUGCUGGAGCGGCACCAGCACCGCAAUCCGGUGGUGGUUCCGUUGUGCCAUCAACGAAACCGAUCGUCAGCUCAUCGAGAAAGACGAAUAACGUUAGUUUACUGCAGUCGUACAAACAAACGUGGAAAGCGGCCAACAACCACUUCCAGCGAUACACCGACGUGAAGCAGCGCGAGGAGCGCCGACCGACCGUGAUGGACAUUGCGAACCAAUCGCACAUCCUGCAGAAGGUGAACGGCUGGAAGAUCUAUCAUCUGAGCGCGCAGAUUGAAGAGCUGUGCGAUUUGGAAUCUCAGGCGUACGGUAAGCUGGCACAGAUGCUACGCUCGAUGGAAGCGAGCGGGAGCGGCAGCAGCAGCAGUAGCAGCUCAGCGAGUGGUAGUGUCAGUUCCAUAAAGUCAUCUUCAACCGACAUUGAACGAAUCAACGAUCUGCUGAAGGGGAACAUGCAGCGCAGCAAGAUCGUGAUGGACGGCAUUAACGAGGCCCGCACGCAGAUCAUGAAAAUCUUCGACCACAAACCGCGCGUCUCCGACAUCAUUCUGCGGUGCGCGUCGAAGCGGAACUUCAAGAAGCGAGAAAAAACGUAAACGGUGCCGGAAUAGCUCAAAUUUUAACACCAUUCUGCAUCACCGCGUUUGGAGGCCAGUGCCCGGAGCAGAUGAAUCAUUCAUUAAUGAGUUUUUAGAUGAUCGCGCGCGGUUAGUAUUAUUCAGUUUGCACAGGUAGCUAAGAAGAGCCCUUGCGGGGGUCCCCAAGCAGAGCAGAGUGAUGUAAUUAAGUUUGUCCAUUGUAAAUAGCUCACCAGCUCGAGUAAUGACUACUCUCUGUACCGAUGUGAAGGAUGUGAUUUUAGAAAAGGACUGAUUCACCCUUGGAUCUUCCGUUGGUCGGUGAUAAGGGUGAAGGGUACGUUUUAAGACCCUCCUUUUUGUGUCAUACCUUGGCUCACAAGGAUGAACCUUCGAUCGUGGCGGGGGUUUUCUUCGUGGGAGCUACAUCUGGCGACUAGAGGAGUUCUUUCCUUGUUUUCAACGCAAUUCGACGCUGGAAUUCAAUUGGCCCAUUGUGUAUAAAGUUAACGUUAAGAAUAACAAAGCUUUUUCCUAUUUUUACAAAACAAAUGAUGAGCAGUCCAAACAAACACGUCUUUGGAUUUCUCCUUGUCGAAUAUUAAAAAAGGGAUGUUUGAGACCCUAGGUUUAAGAGAAAUAGAGAGAAAGAACGGCUAUUUUAAGGGCGAUAUUGUGGAAAGUGCAGCAAUAUAUCGUGAUACAGUUGCUGUCGGGAAGGUAGCAAGCAGUAUGAAAUUGAGCGAUAAGUUUUUACUUUUUGUAACUUUUAAUUCCUAGAACUGUAAGCGCCACCGUGGACACCGGACCACGGUCGAGAGAUAAUGAGGAUUGUUUAGUGAAAAGAUUUCUAACACAAACCCUCGAUGGCACGUUUGUAAAAAUAAUUCUAUUUGCUGUGCCGGUCGGUUGUCUGGUUAGGAAAAAAUGGAGAAUGAUGAAAUGUUGAAAAUAAAUGCU